Molecule: messenger RNA, 5307 nt
Organism: Cyprinus carpio (common carp)
Lineage: Eukaryota; Metazoa; Chordata; Actinopteri; Cypriniformes; Cyprinidae
Product: zinc finger MYM-type protein 2-like
Exons: 23
Coding region: 167-4237 (1356 amino acids)
Molecular function (GO): zinc ion binding
Source: RefSeq, a predicted model, not a curated record
AACGCGCGCGAUCCCGCGUGAGUCGCGCGAAGAGCUCGUUGGCAAUUGUCUCCUCCCACGCGCCUGGAACGUCGGUACGUUUUCACGCAUGCGCGCCAGGAUUUAUGUCAAGGCACAAAAGUGGCGCUCUAUCGUCUCCAGCUCUACUCCGGUGGUUGCCUAAGCAAUGGAUGGAGAUUUGGAAGCCAGGGCAGAUGUUGAGGAGGCAGGUACAGUCACGGGGGAGGAGGAGGGCGAAGGACAUAUGGAAACCACACCCAGUACGGAGCAGACUCCAUCUGCAGAAGAGUCACAGACAGCGCCAGACCUGCCCAAGGCCUCAGAAGACAAUGAUGACGAUGUAGUACUGGUGGAAGGGCCUCCUGCUCACUCUCAGGGGAGAGUCCAGCCCCCUAGCCCCACACCUGCAGAGACCCUCGCUGAUGCCAAAGACUGUGCAGAGUCGGCUACCACGGCAACAGCUUCCUCCAAGACGCCCAGUCCUCCCUCCUCUGCAGCUAUCACUGGCACCAAAAGCCAGAGCGAGCCAAUCGUUAUCGAUGACGAGGAGGAUUCGGAGCUCAAAGGCACUGCCUCUUCUUCCCUGCCGCCCCCUGAGGGCAAGGAUGCCCUGAGCAGCACAGAGCCUGACUCUGAAAUCAAAAUCGCUAGCGUUACCACGCUGGGAACGGACUCUUCGGCUGCUGCCAUGGCAACGUCAACGGCAACGCCACUGGCACUGUGUGCUCAAGAGGAUAUAAACCUCAUGAUCACAAAUGUGACAUCGCUGAAAGGUGAGGGUGGUCCAGCGGCAGCCCGGUUGGAGGGUUUGGAGGGAGCUGAGAAUGGUCUGCAGAUCAGCAGUGCGUUCAGCCUGAACCCAGAGGCCCAGCAAAACCAGGGUGCAGCCAGCAGACCUACACCCACAUUCAACCCAGGACGCAUCAGCGCUGCGAGCCAGCCUGUGCAGAAUGGAGAAACGGGGACACACCAGAGAUCUGAUUCAUGGAUCUCCCAGUCGGCCUCUUUUCCCCGUAACCAGAAGCAGCCUGGAGUGGACUCGCCAUCUCCUGCAGCUCCUUUGCCCAAACCACCCUGCCAGUCGUCCUCAGGAUCCCAGCAGCCGCAGCGCACCAUGAAAGUCACAUGCGCCAACUGUAAGAAGCCUUUGAAGAAAGGCCAGACUGCGUACCAGCGCAAGGGCUCAUCCCACCUGUUCUGUUCGACAGCCUGCCUGUCUGCCUUCUCCCAUAAGCCCGCUCCCAAGAAAAGCUGCACCAUGUGCAAGAAAGACAUUACCAAUAUGAAAGGAGGCACCAUAGUGGCCCAGGUGGACUCCAGUGAAUCAUUUCAGGAGUUCUGUAGCACAGGCUGCUUGGCAGCUUAUGAAAACAAACAGAAUCCACAGAAGAACCAGCUCAAAACAAAGUGCACUGUCUGUGGAAAGCUCACUGAGAUUCGACACGAGGUGAGCUUUAAGAAUGUGACCCACAAGAUCUGCAGCGACGCAUGCUUUAAUCGUUACCGUAUGGCUAACGGGCUCAUCAUGAACUGCUGCGAACAGUGUGGGAACUACUUGCCUAGUCGUGCAACAGCAAACCACUUUUUACUCAUUGAUGGUCAGCAGAAACGUUUUUGCUGUCAAAAUUGCAUCAGGGACUAUAAACAGACUCAUGGGAAGAUGGUGCAGUGUAGUGGCUGUAAGGUGAUGUGUAGAUCUUUAGAUGCCACUCAGUGUAUUGGGUCUAAUGGAUCCAUGGAAUCUUACUGCACCACAGCCUGUAUGACCAAGAGCAAAUUCACAGCUGCUGCACAGAAUUCUGAGCCCUCAUGCCACUUCUGUAAGAGAAAUGCAUUACCUCAGUACCAGGCAACUCUUCCUGAAGGGAAGGUUUUGAGCUUCUGCAGUUCACAAUGUGUCACCAAGUUCCAGAAUGCCACCAUCCAGACAUCAGCCAAUGGGCAAUUUCCUGCUUCAGCUCCUGAGAACAUCCAGCUGAAAUGUAACUACUGUCGUGCUUCCUUCAACCUGAAGCCAGAGAUUCUGGAGUGGGAGGAUAAGGUGUAUCAGUUCUGCAGUAAGGCCUGUUGUGAGGACUACAAAAAGCUCCACUGCAUAGUGACGUUCUGCGAGCACUGUCAGGAAGAGAAGACUCUGCAUGAGACUGUGAAGUUCUCAGGUGUGAAGAGGCCCUUUUGUAGUGAAGGCUGUAAGUUACUGUACAAGCAGGAUUUCGCCCGGCGUCUGGGCCUGAAGUGUGUCACUUGCAACCACUGCACCCAGAUGUGUAAGAAAUCGGUCACCAAACAGAUAGAUGGAGUCAGCAGGGACUUCUGCAGUGAGACGUGUGCUAAAAAGUUUCAUGACUGGUACUACAAGGCGGCGCGCUGCGACUGCUGUAAGGUACAAGGGAACCUGACGGAGUCUGUACAAUGGCGUGCAGAGAUGAAGCAUUUCUGUGACCAGCAGUGUCUUUUGCGCUUCUACUGCCAACAGAACGAGCCUGACAUGGCCACACAGAAAGGCCCAGAAAACACAGCUUUAGGGUUUGGAGGAGCAACCCAAACAUCUAAGAUGUCGUUUACUCAGGGGCCUGUAUCGUAUACUGGGGGAGGGAUCCUGAAGGAUGUGAAGAAUAAAGCUGUGCUCUGCAAGCCUCUCACCAUGACGAAGGCCACCUACUGCAAACCCCACAUGCAGAGCAAACCAUUGCAGACAGAUGAGGCAAGUGUGGAGGGCUCAGGAAAAGAGUAUGUUCCUAUUCCAAUCCCUGUUCCCGUUUACAUCCCAGUACCCAUGAACCUCUAUGCUCAGGCCACACCCACUCCUAUUGCAAUAGCUGUACCGGUGCCUGUGCCAGUGUUUCUACCAACAACGCUGCAGAAUGCUGAGCAGAUUGUAAAGACCAUCAGUGAGCUCAAAGCCAAAGUCCCCUCUGACCCUCUGGAAGCUGAUCUAAUAGCAAUGGCUGAAAUGAUUGCACAAGAAGAUGAGAAACCCAAAUGCUCAAACAUCAAAUGUGAAAAGAGCAUUAGAGAAGUGAAGAUGGAAGGUGUAAAACAUGAAAAUGGCAGUGGCAGUUCAGAAGAGGAGGAAGAAGACAAGUAUGAACCAGAUUUGGACCUGGAGAAGGACCUGCCCCUAGCAUCAGAGCCCGUCCUGGCUGAGUGUCUGGAUACAGAUACACUCUUCUCAUUGCCUUCAGUACUGUCUGAGGAGAAAGAGAAGACGCCUCGGCCCAGAACCAGGAGGAGGGGCCAGAAGAGGCGGGCAGUAGAGGAAGAGUCUUCAUCCUCGUUAUCCUCGUCACCAACAGUAGAGUCCUCAUCAGCAGACAGCACUUUCCCCUUGAACUCCAAAUAUGGCUUAAAUGCAUGGAGGAGAUGGGCCACAUCUGAAGCCUCACCGUCCAGCCAGUCCAAAGGAGAAGAGAGCCAGAAACAAGUUAGUCUCCUGUCCUUGAGCCCAGCUGAGUUGAAUCAGUCUUUAUCUUGCUUUGUCAAAGAGGUGCGUCGACCCAGCGGGGAGAGCUAUACUCCAGACAGUGUCCUUUACCUCUGUCUCAGUAUCCAGAAGCAUUUACAAGAUAAAGGACGGACAGAUGACCUCUUUGGUGACCCACAGUACCACAUGUUUGGGGAAGAACUGAACAAGCUCCUCAAAGACUGGCAACCCAGUGUGCUUCCUGAUGGUUCUCGGUGGGGUCGUGUUGAAGAGCAGUAUCUGUGGAGCAGCGGGCAGCUUGGGGAGCAGACGCCCUCUGUCCUGCUGAGAUCUCUUCUCUAUCUCAACACCAAAUACUUUGGUCUCCGCACCACUGAACAGCACUUACGCCUCUCAUUUGGAAAUGUCUACGGCCCAAGCAGUUCCAAACCGCACAGCCACGAGACCACCGUCUGUAUACGCAUCCCCUCUAUCUCACAGGAGCAGCACGAGCAAUCAGGAAGUAAGAGGAGGCGUAGAGACAACUGUGACUCAAACUUUGAGGCAGACAGUGGUUCAGGAGGAUCUGCUCCCUGUCCUGUUAAGAAACAUGAGUGCCGACUGUAUGAGCUUUACCUUUCAAAGUGCCCAGAGUCUGUGAGACAGAGGACAGAUUUUUUGUACAUGAGGCCAGAAGUCUCUGCUUCCUCGGACAGUCCGCUGUGGUUCAGCUCGACACCUCUAGAGAAGAGCGCUCUGGCUAGGCUCCUGACUCGAGUGCUGCUGGUCAGAGAUAUCUAUAAGGACAACCAGCUUGAAGAGGAGGGAGUCUAGAGGCCGAUGCACUGAAGACUUCUUACUAUGAUGUCAUGACACCCUGUGCAUCACCAAUGAGCUGCUUUCCACGUCACACCCUGUCACUCUCCCUUUAAACACUGUUCCCAAUACUGCUAAGAGCUGAUGUCAGGAUGAAUAUUGGUGGGAUUAUGCUGAUUCAGAUCAGUCUUCCCAAAGACUCUGACCCUGAGGAGUUGAGGUUUUCUCCAGAAACGUGACCUACAGGAUGCUGCUUUCUUCCCCUUCUUUUUUUUCGCCUCCCCUCCUUCUUUUCAGUUUGUUGGAAACUGGUUCAUGUAGCAUUACUUGUGAGGCCGCUGUGGUCUGAAAAUAUUUCUGAGAGUAGUCCAUUAGCAGACAGAAGACAGGAACUUUGGUCCUGUGAGGAAAGUAGUGGAGUUAAGAAGGAUGUUUUUUUUUUUCUUCCUGCCCAACAAAGCCUUCUAAAGAUGAAAUUUAUUUAUUACUGUUGACUGACGUCUGUUUAAGAGAGAGUCCAAGAUUUUCUAAUGGCAUGGCAGGGUGUGUGUGUGUUGGACGCUGUGCCAUGUGUGCAAUUUCUCUGGCCUUCCAUAAGAGCAUUAAAACCUGCUGCAGCCCUGGACCUCUUUGCGUGAGUGGUAUGAGUGUGUUUGUGAAUGUGCGUGUAUCUAUUUCCCUCCCCUUUCUUGUGUUGUUUUGGAGUGGAUUGGACAAGAGUUAAUCCUGCGCUGCCAAUACGUUACUGGCAUGGAACCUUUAAGUGUGAAACUAUUCCUCUGAACAAUCAAGUAUAUGAAAUUUGAUUUAAAUUUCAUCCGCAGCAUUAUGCUGAUCACACAGUUAAGCAGAGACAUGUUGUCAAUGUUUAAACAUUGUCAUAGGAUUUGCUCUGUACCCUCUUGGAGUCGAGAGUAAUUUUGAAGGAUGUGCGUGUGCACAAAGCUCAUUAAACGCUAUGUUCAAAACACUUAGCUUAUGCAAGAGUAAAAGUGAUUUAUUUAUAAGGUACAAGUCAGUGGUGUUUAUGUUUUCAUGGUUUUUACAAUUAUUUCCUUAACCUUUUAUACCAAUAAAUUACAAGCUAA